GUAAAGCGCUUUGGGUGCCUUGAAAAGCGCUAUAUGAAUCCAAUCCAUCUGCUCCGCAAGGGCGCACUGAGCUGCCUGCACAUCCGCAUCUGGCGGGAUGUAAACAGCGGCCAAGAUGAAUGAAGCAAACUCCCGCAGAGAAUAAAACGGUUUGCAGUGAAUAAAAAGGUAUUCCAGAGAGGAAGAGCAGUGCUGAGCAAUCACUGUUACAUCUGUGCACCAGCCACUAUUAAUGUAGAAGCAGACGCUUCCACCUGUGGUCUUACCAGAGAGAGAGGCCUGCCGGUCCGCGCGCAGCAGAUGAAAACCCUCCAGCUUGAGCGCGCAGUCCGGGAUGUCCUCACAGAGCCACGACUCCGUAAAACAUAAGACACAGGAGGAGGCAAAGUCUCUGUUCAUGCUUCUCAUCAGGGCCAGCUCGUCCAUCUUAUUCCGGAGUGAGCGUACGUUGGAAAGGAAGAUCCCAGGAAGAGCAGUUCGCAGUCCGCGUCUCCUCAGACGCACGAGUGCGCCGGCUCGCUUUCCUCUCCUUCAGCGUCUCAGUUUCCUGACCAAAGUCUGUAGUAAAUCUGCCGCAGAUGCGACAAAUAUUGGAAGAAAGCCCGGAGUGUGUCCUCGCUGGCGCUUCGACUUCGGACAUUGUGCUGAAUUUUGUUCUAAAGACAGAGACUGCCCCAAUAAUGAGAAGUGCUGCUCCAACGGAUGUGGACAUGAGUGCAUGGGUCCUGUCAUAGAAUGCCCAUGCCAUCUUAAUCUUGAUCUGUCAUAUAAGGGGUGUCAGGACUGUCCUAGAGACCACAUAUGCUGUGUCUAUGCUGGUGAAGAAGUCUGCGUCCCUCCUGUUUCCAGAAAGCCUGGAGUGUGUCCUCGCUGGCGCUUUGCAUAUGGAAAUUGUGCUGAAUCUUGCUCUUAUGACAGUGACUGUCCCAACAAUGAGAAGUGCUGCUUUAACGGAUGUGGACAUGAGUGCACGCUGCCCUACAUAGUAAAGACUGACUGCCCCUAUAAUAAAAAGUGCUGCUCGAACGGAUGUGGAUGUGAGUGCAUGGCUCCAUACAUAGUAAAGCCAGGAGUGUGUCCUCGCAGACACUUGGGCCACAGACGUUGUAUUGAAUCUUGCUUUAAUGACAGAGACUGUCCCUAUAUUGAGAAGUGUUGCUACAAUGGAUGCGGACAUGAGUGCAUGGCUCCCUACAAAGGCUGGCUGCUGCCCUCUGUCUGAAACCACCUCCAUGUGUGCUGCUCAGUGUCCAGGAGAGCAGAAGUGCUGCAGGACAACCGGUGGUCAUGCGUGCAGUGAGCCCCGCUGAUUAGAAAGUCAAUCUACAUUAAACAUCUUUGA
Oreochromis niloticus (Nile tilapia) is the source of this 1342-nucleotide messenger RNA. RefSeq names its product WAP four-disulfide core domain protein 3. Gene Ontology annotation, molecular function: serine-type endopeptidase inhibitor activity. Gene Ontology annotation, biological process: antibacterial humoral response; innate immune response. NCBI's taxonomy places the organism in Eukaryota, Metazoa, Chordata, Actinopteri, Cichliformes, Cichlidae. The transcript has 7 exons. The coding region runs from base 335 to 1222 and encodes 295 amino acids. Gene Ontology annotation, cellular component: extracellular region. The record is from RefSeq and is a predicted model, not a curated record.